Messenger RNA from Rhinolophus ferrumequinum (greater horseshoe bat), 1257 nucleotides. RefSeq names its product chromosome 3 C6orf136 homolog (gene C3H6orf136). The transcript is spliced from 6 exons. The record is from RefSeq and is a predicted model, not a curated record. The coding region runs from base 141 to 1088 and encodes 315 amino acids. Lineage: Eukaryota; Metazoa; Chordata; Mammalia; Chiroptera; Rhinolophidae.
CGCAACAUCUCCGUUUCCCUCCCUUCAGUCCCUCGCACCCCCCCCCUUUCCCCUUCAAGAAGCCGGCUCCGGGGCGCGUUCACCCCGUGAGGAGGCCGAAGGCCGCACUCAGGAGGCGCGCUCUCUACUCCCGGAAGAUCAUGUACCAGACCAGCAGGGGGGCGGCCCGGCGUCUCGGCCCCUGCCUCCGGGCCUACCAAGCUCGCCCCCAGGACCAGCUUUCUCCAUGGGCUCUGCCAUUUCCACCCCUGUGGCCACACUCCACCACGACUACUUCUCCAUCUUCUCCUCCUCUUUGGUCUCCCCCACCCACAGCCCCCCCCACCCCACUGCUCCCCAGGGCUCUCCCACUACCUCUUCCUCAGGUCCCAGCCCUCAGCUCACCAUGGGUGGUUCUCCCUCCAGGAAAGGGGGAGGAGGGACCAGGACCUGAGUUGCAUAGCGGCUGCCUGGAUGGGCUUCGGAGCCUAUUUGAGGGACCUCCCUGCCCCUACCCUGGAGCUCUGAUACUUUUCCAAGCCCCUGGGACCUCCCGCCCUUCCCCUGCCACUCCAUCAGGAGAUCCCAGUAUGGAGGAGCACCUGGCUGUCAUGUAUGAGAGACUGAGACGAGAGCUCCCCAAUCUCUUCCUUCACUCCCAUGACUACACUCUCUACUCAUCGGAUGUGGAAUUCAUCAAUGAGAUCCUGAACAUACAUACCAAGGGCCGGACAUGGUAUAUUCUGUCACUGACCCUCUGCCGCUUCCUGGCCUGGAACUAUUUUGCACAACUUCAGUUGGAGAUUCUACAGCUAACUCGCCACCCUGAGAACUGGACCCUGCAAGCCCGCUGGCGGCUCGUGGGGCUGCCCAUCCAUAUGCUCUUUCUGCGUUUCUACAAGCGUGACAAGGAAGAGCUUUACCGGACCUAUGACGCCUAUUCCACCUUCCACCUGAAUUCCAGUGGCCUCAUUUGUCGCCAUCACCUAGACAAACUGAUGCCUUCACACUCACCCCCAACGCCUGUGAAGAAACUGCUCGUGGGAGCUCUGGUGACUCUGGGGCUGUCAGAGCCAGAGCCCAACUUACACCUGUGUCCCAAGGCCUGAUCAGGAACUGGGGUGGGGGCCGCACUGAAGACCUUGCUACGCACAAGAGGAGGAAGUGGAAGCGGCCAAGAAUCUCGGGCCAGCUUCCUCCCCUCUUCUCUCUCCUUCCUAUUUCAUGUUGUGGAAAGCUGCUGUGUAAUUAAACUUGUAAAUAAUAAAGUCUAAAUGA